Messenger RNA from Paramuricea clavata, 522 nucleotides. Lineage: Eukaryota; Metazoa; Cnidaria; Anthozoa; Malacalcyonacea; Plexauridae. The record is from the annotation of a GenBank genome assembly.
AUGAGUGGACGUUUUGUAACAAACUUAAGAAAAAAAAAAUAUCAACAACAACAAAGUAUUCGAAAAUCAAAACAAUGUAUUAGCGAUACAUUAUUACAAAAACGAUGUCGUAAACGAACAGCACAUACACCAAAAUGUUGGAUACAUUUAGCAAAACAAGAUAAUCUGCGAAUUAAACCCUCCCAAAUUCCGAAUGCUGGAAAAGGGUUAUUUAGCUGGAAAAAAACCAUACCGUCUGGACGUGUAAUUUCAAAAUACACAGGACGACGUCGUACUCGUGAACAAAUUGAUAGAAAAUAUGGGAAUAGCACUGCAAAAUAUGCCAUAUGUAAAAAAGGGUUGUGCGUCGAUGCAAAUCAUACAACAGAUGCUGCGGGUAGAUUUGCAAAUGAUGCUAGAAAUACACAAUUUCGUUAUAAUAGUAGCAUGCGUGGAAAUCAAAUGUUUCGCUUAAAAUCCUCGCAACGUAUCCCACCACAUUCGGAAAUUUUUGUUAACUACGGCGACGACUAUUGGUUAUAA